Molecule: messenger RNA, 2075 nt
Organism: Daphnia magna
Lineage: Eukaryota; Metazoa; Arthropoda; Branchiopoda; Diplostraca; Daphniidae
Product: cilia- and flagella-associated protein 251-like
Exons: 11
Coding region: 50-1282 (410 amino acids)
Source: RefSeq, a predicted model, not a curated record
UUAUCGAUCGAAAUCAAAAACUGUUUAUUUACAUUAUCACCAUAAGAAAAUGAUUUCAGAAUCGGAGGGUGACAACAGUUGUGAGGAAGGACAAGACGUAGCAAGGAGGAGGCUGGAUGAAGCUUUGAUACAUAAGAAAAAACAGUUCCAGAAUUUAAGGAACAUUAAAGGAAGAACAAUAAAACGGCGAGAUACGGAUAAACAACAGAGACUUAUUGCUUUCAAGGAGUCUUACAAAGGGAAAAAAGAGGUACCUCAAAGAAACAAGCCAUGGUCGGUUCUUGAGUGGCAAAACCAUUGGAAUUUCCUUGACCAAAGACAACAGGACAAUCUAGAUCGCAAGAAGUCUCACUGCCAUUUAAGUAUUGGUUCGAAGAUUAAUGAGAUGGCUGCGGAUUACAAUGCCUCAGUAAUUUGCUUAAUCCGUUACCCCAAUGGAACUCAACACACCAAGUAUGUGUUAGUAAGCGGAGGUGGAAUUAAAUAUUCCAAAUCAAGAGACGGUGUUCUAACUGAACAACUCUGGCAUCGAUAUUGGAACAAAAAACAAAAGAAACGACAACAGUUAUGUGAGGAGAAUGGCCUGUGGCUUGAGAGAGCCAGUAAAAGAAAAAGAAAAGAGAGAACAGUGGAAAGGACAGAGAAAGAGAAAAGUAUGCAAUCAGAUUUAGAGAGACUAGAGAAAGAAGAAGACGAGGAAGUAUGGGACAAUCGAAAGGGGAAACAGAGGAAGAGAGAAAGACAAUUUGAUAAUGAGAGCGUAGAAAGUGAAGAAGAAUACAAUGAAAGAUUGGACAGCGGAAUAGAGAAUCAGAACAUAGGAAAAUCACACAACGAGACAGUAGAAAGCGAAGAAGAUAACGACGAAAGAUUGGAAAGGGGGAUAUGGAAUCAGACAAUAGAACAAACACGUAAUGAGAGCGUAGAGAGCGAUGAAGAAAAUGAUGAAAGAUUAGACAGGGGAAUAUGGAAUCAGACAACAGGCGACAAUGGGAAUAAUGAGAGAGUACAGAGCGAUGAAGAAAACGAUGUAAGUUUGGACAGGGGUAUAUGGAAUAAUAAUAAGAUUUAUAUGCAAAACAAAAAAACAAGUUUAAAAAAAUUUCUUUUUACAAAAAAGAAAAUAGGAGAAACAGGUAAUGUAGAAAGCGAAGAAGAAUACGACGGAAGAUGGGACAAAGGAAUAGGGAGUCAGAAAAUAAGACAAUCAGAUAACGAGAGCGUACGAAGAGAAGAAGAAAACUUUGAAAUAUGGGGGGGGGGGAAAUGGGGGAACAGGUAACAAAUAUAUACAAAAUAGAAUUCAAAUUUCAAAGAUUGUUUGUUACAACAUAACAAGGGUACAAAGCAAACAGACAAUGACACUUUUGAAAACGAAGAAGAAGACGAGGAAGGAAGGAGCAAAGGCAUGGGAAAACAGAAAAAAGAAGGAAGGGAAUCAGAUAAUGAAAUAGUACAAAACGAAGAAGAAGACGAGGAAGGAUGGGACAAAGAAAUGAAAAAACGGAAAGAGGAAAGAAGGCAUCCGUCGACUGAGGCUUCCGAGGCCAGCGAGACGGUUGCUGCUGAGGCUGAAUCGUAUGAAAUCACGGUCAAAGCGAAUCAAUCAUUCGCGGACAGAAUCGGGGCGGUUACGCGUUCAAAAUUGGCAAUUGAAAAUAGAGAUCCUAAAUUGGCACAAUUGCCUCAUGUAAAAAUAAACCGUCUGCCGUCAUCUAUUGCUCACCAGGAAAAAAGAACAGAAACAGGAAGAGGAGAAGGAAGAGGAUCAGGAAGAGGAUCAGUAUCAGGUUCAGGAACAGGUUUAGGAACAGGAACAUGUACAGGAAGAGGAAGAGGGAGAGGGAGAGGAACAGGAACAGGAAAAGGAAGAGGAACAGGAACAGGAACAGGAACAGGAACGGGAACAAGACGAGUAGGAAGACCACGAAAAGAAGAAAAACGUUUGUUGAAGCAGUAAAAUUAACAUUGUGCGUACUUUUUGUGUAUGUUUAAAAAUAACUGGCAGUAACCUAGUCCUUAUUUUGAUAUUAAUCCGGUCAGGCAAGAGGAAUACAACGAAUUCAGAAGCAGAA